Molecule: messenger RNA, 2414 nt
Organism: Ilex paraguariensis (yerba mate)
Lineage: Eukaryota; Viridiplantae; Streptophyta; Magnoliopsida; Aquifoliales; Aquifoliaceae
Source: the annotation of a GenBank genome assembly
CCAAAAUAAAAAAAAUUCUUCCAUUCCCAAGUCUCUUCUGCUACUUCUGGUUCCCAUCGUACACACACAAGGAAACACCGUGGAUUUCUAAUUCUCAAGCUCUCAACAGUGGCCUCUUCAUCAUCUUCUACAAUGGAUCGAGUCAAAUUUCGAACCCAAAUACUAAAUAGACACCUCCACCGACCUUCUCUUUCCUCACCAUCAUCUUCUAUCGAACCCUCCAUAUGCCUCCAGUAUUCUCCUCCAGAACUCGCCGAGACCUCGCAGUUCGACACCAGAUCAAUGAGAGAACUCAUGGACAAUCACAAUUUCGCGGAUCGGGACUGGUUGUAUGGCCUCAUGAUACAGAGCAAGCUGUUUUGUUCCAAAGAAAGGGGUGGGAAACUGUUUGUGUCGCCUGACUAUAAUCAGUCAAUGGAGCAGCAGAGAGAGAUGACCAUGAAAAGAAUUGGGUAUUUGUUGGAUUGUGGGGUUUUUGAAGGAUGGCUUACUGGGAAAGGGGUUGAAUCAGAGCUGAGGAAGUUUUCGUUCUUGGAGGUUAUUGGGAUGUUUGAUCAUUCACUUGCUAUCAAGAUUGGGGUGCAUUUCUUUCUGUGGGGUGGUGCAGUUCAGUUUUUUGGCACAAAGCGCCAUCAUGAGAAGUGGUUGAAGGACACUGAAAAUUAUAAGGUCAAGGGUUGCUUUGCAAUGACGGAGUUGGGGCAUGGAAGUAAUGUCCGAGGCAUUGAAACAAUAACCACAUAUGAUUCAAAUACUGGAGAGUUUGUUAUUAACACACCAUGUGAAUCAGCUCAGAAGUACUGGAUUGGCGGAGCAGCUAAUCAUGCUACACACACAAUAGUGUUUUCCCAGCUUAAUAUUGAUGGGAAAAAUCAAGGGGUUCAUGCAUUUAUAGCCCAGAUCAGAGAUUCAGAUGGAAAUGUCUGUCCAAACAUUCGUAUAUCUGAUUGUGGUCAUAAGAUUGGGUUGAAUGGUGUUGAUAAUGGUCGAAUAUGGUUUGACAAUGUCCGUAUACCUAGAGAGAAUUUGUUGAAUUCAGUAGCUGAUGUUUCGUUAGAUGGGAAAUAUCUGAGCGCGAUAACAGACCCAGAUCAGAGGUUUGCAGCAUUCUUGGCCCCGUUGACAUCUGGACGUGUAACCAUUGCUGCCGCUGCGAUUUACUCAUCGAAGAUUAGUUUAGCCAUUGCCAUAAGGUACUCAUUGACGAGGAGAGCGUUUUCUGUUUCACCUAAUGGACCUGAAGUCCUUUUGCUUGAUUACCCAAGUCAUCAACGGCGGCUCUUACCUCUGCUUGCGAAGACAUAUGCUAUGAGUUUUGCUGAAAACUACUUGAAAAUGUUGUAUGUUAAGAGGACACCUGAAUUGAUCAAAACCAUCCAUGUUGUUUCUAGUGCAUUCAAGGCUACUUUAACUUGGCAUAACAUGCGGACCCUUCAGGAAUGUCGUGAAGCCUGUGGUGGACAAGGUUUAAAGACUGAAAAUCGUGUUGGUCAUCUGAAAAGUGAAUAUGAUGUGCAGUCCACUUUUGAGGGGGACAACAAUGUUCUUAUGCAGCAGGUCAGCAAGGCACUCCUUGCAGAAUACGUAGCUGCCAAGAAGAGGAACAAACCAUUUAAUGGAUUGGGAUUAGAUCACAUGAACAAGUCCUGUCCUGUUAUCCCAUCUAAGCCAACAAGUUCUACCUUGAGGAGUGUUGAGUUCCAGGUAACAAAGCUUUUGUUUCUAUGUGUAUUUUAGAUGCAUGAGAUUAGAACAGCUGGGAAGUUGUCACCCUUGUCUGUUUCAGACUAAUAUAUUCUGUUUAAGAGAGCGAGAUUUAUUGAAUCGUUUUGCCGCGGAAGUUUCACAACACCAAGGGCAAGGAGAAAGCAAAGAACAUGCGCUCAUUGUGAGUUAUCAGCUUGCUGAAGAUUUGGGGAGAGCUUUCUCAGAUCGAGCGAUUUUGCAAACCAUUUUGGAGGCUGAGACAACUUUAUCUGCAGGACCAUUGAAGAACAUAUUAGGUCUGCUGAGAUCCAUGUAUACCUUGAUCACCUUGGAAGAAGAUGCUGCAUUCCUUCGAUACGGGUACUUAUCAACAGACACCGCUGCUGCUGUUAGGAAAGAAGUGGCUAAACUCUGCAGUGAACUCAGACCACAUGCACUUGCUUUAGUCAGUUCCUUUGGCAUACCUGAUGCUUUUUUGAGUCCUAUAGCUUUUAAUUGGGUCGAUGCAAAUUCUUGGUCUUCAGUUCAAGACUAGCCUGGUGGUGAUCUACUGUUUUCUGUCUAUGGAGUUGUGGGGGGAAUAGGUGUAAUGUUAGUUGCUUUCGUUGUUUCAGCCAAUAAUAAAUAGUAAUUUUGUUCUCGUAAUAAUUGUACAACAUCCUCUUUAAUUUUUAAUCGUAAUGUAUCAAUUUCGAAAAUACUGUUUU